AUGACGCCGGGGCCUGGCGAUAGUGCCUCGCCCCAGGCGGCCGAAAGGCGUACAUUGCGGCCGAGCCUGCAGUUGGUAUCGCAGUCGGUAGCAACACUUCCAAAGGCUCCUGUUUUGCACCAAAAGCCUCUUACCACGGGGGACAACCGGAGCGAAAGUGAUAAUAUGAGCAUUUCCUCUAGUGAGGACGAGGAGGAGCACCUGCUGGACAGGACUGUUGUGGAGACGGUUCCUGAACGGCGGACGGCCUCAGAGUGCGGCGAGCUGAAAUCUGCCGUAGAAAGACUCUCGGCUCAACUUCUCGUGGAAUUUAAGCGCCAAGAGGUAAGAGACGUUCUUCUUGAGCUGAUGAAGGCGUCCAUAGACAGCCUCUCGAAUCAGAUCACAGAGCUAACGAAAGAGCUGAAGCUCAUGCGAAAGGAGGAAAGGGCCACCAAACGUGAGCUGGAGAUCUAUCGGCUCGCAACGCGGGAGAUUGCAGGACUCCAGGCCGAUACAAUGGCUUCAAACACAGUGAUCGUCACGAAGAAACCACUGGCGGUUCAGACUGAAGAAUCUAAGCGGCUUCAACAACAACAGCAGUCAAAGUUGCUACAAACAGGACAGUUGCGACAAAAACAACAGUCAAAUAAGCAGCUUACUAACCCGGUAGUAGCCAAGCCGGCAGUGGCAUCGAAAAUAGUGAAAAGCGGGCAAUCGCCAGCGCAAAAGCGACGACUGCAGCGGAAGCGCGCCCAAGAGUGUCGACAAGCGCUGCAAGAGCAACAGCAGCAGCAGCAGCGUCCGACUGCUCAUAGGUCGGUAGUGUCGAUUGCACCAAAACAACAGGAGCAAUCGCAGAUGCGACCGCAACCGCAUCAGGCCAGGAAGCAGGGAACACAGUGGCAGCAACAACAACCGGCUGCAGUCAAUGACACAUCCGUGCAGGAAUCUACAUGGACCACAGUGGUGAAGCGUUGCUUGAAUCGGCAGCAGCUGCAGCAACCUAACCUGCAACAGCAGCAACAGCAAUCAUAUCAUCAGGCUCACCAGCAGAUCAGUCAGCAUGCGAGUCAACAGUCGAACCAACAGCGGAAUCAACGGCAAGGUCCGUUGCAUCAAGUCCCACAGCAGCGACAGGAACGAUAUUCGAAGCCUCGCCCGGAUAUCAUUAGGAUGACGGCACCUGGUGGUACCUCGUUUCUAGAUAUGUAUAGCGUGAUCCGUCAGGCAACUGACGUUGGGGAUAAGAUGAUACGAGCUCGAAGAAUGGAUGAUCAGACGCUAUCGUUCUAUCUGCACCCGAAUGUGGAUGGCACAACCGUGAAGGAAGUCAUCGAGAAGUGCCUUGGCGAUAAGGCAACAGUUCGGGUGGUGACCGACAUGAGUCAGGUGCUACUACCGGUGCUUGAUAUGCUCGCGACGCCAGAGGAAACAGCAGCCGCAAUAUCAGACAAGACCAUCCCAUAA
Messenger RNA from Anopheles funestus (African malaria mosquito), 1449 nucleotides. RefSeq lists its product as uncharacterized. Lineage: Eukaryota; Metazoa; Arthropoda; Insecta; Diptera; Culicidae. The transcript has a single exon. The record is from RefSeq and is a predicted model, not a curated record. Bases 1 to 1449 code for a protein of 482 amino acids.